CCGCUCACAGAUUGACGGAGGAAACUACAUCCGGGUAAGUAGCGCUGCGUCCUCUCCUCCCCCUGCAUCCUCCCUCCCUGCAGAUAAAUAGGAGGACAGAGACAGACGGACAGAGACAGACAGACGGACAAGUGCAUCGCUUUCGGCAUCAGCGAUGUCAGUGUCCCCCCCCCUCCCUCACCUGUCCCGUCUCUACCAGACGGAGUUUGUGAGGAGCGCCCGUGCGGUGGGGGUUCUGUGGGCUGUGUGCUCCCUCUGCCUGGCCAUCAUCCAGGUGGUGGUCCUGGUGCAGCCGUCAUGGGUCGGCACUGGAGAGACCCAACACCUGGGGGGGAGGGGCCCUGUCCCGCCCAGCGGCACGCUGGGGCUGUUUGAGGUGUGUGUGGAGUCUGACUGGCCGGUUCUGGACUGCCGUGGUGGUCUCUCCAGUCUGUCCCCUCUGCCGUCCUUCCAGUCGGUGGCCAUGUUGGUGGGAGUGUCUCUGUGGGCGGUGUGGACCAGUGUCCUCUGUCUCUGUCUCUUCAGGUUCUGCAGCGCCGCCACGGUCUAUAAGAUCUGUGCCUGGCUGCAGCUUACUGCAGGCUUCUGUCUGGCGUUGGCUUGUCUAUUGUUUCCAGACUUGUGGGAGAGUCCAGAGAUGAGAACUCUGUGUGGAGACUCUGUGGGCAGCUUCUCUCUAGGUAACUGCUCCGUCCACUGGGCCUACAUCCUGGCCAUCCUGGGCAUUUUGGACGCCGCCAUCUUGGCCACGUUGGCCUUCGUCCUUGCCAACAGACAGGAUGCCCUGCUGCCCCCGGAUGCCAAGGAGGUGACGACGGGUCUGCUGAUGUCAGCGUGAAGUCAACAGAUCCAGAAGACGCUGUGUGCACCAAUGUGUGAGGAUCCAAUUGAAGAUCAUGUGAUCAUGUCACAUGGAACAUUUAUUCAGAAAUAAAGGAAACAUUUGAAUGAAUUAUUGAAAUUAAGGAAAUUAAGUUAUGUAGAUCCAAUUACAGUUCCAGUCAACUUCUGGAAAUAUAUCUCUAGUUCACCGAGUACAUACGUAAACAGGUUGCCACGGUUACAGUGACGUGGGCAUUAUGGUAUUGAGGGUUUUCAAUAGUCUCUAGUUUGUCUCACUACAGCUCCCUUCAGAAGACAAAAACGUUUUUAAUGUUGUUGUUGUUUGUGUUUACACAAUGAUUCACGCAUAAUAAACAGUUUUAUCGUA
Molecule: messenger RNA, 1210 nt
Organism: Pungitius pungitius (ninespine stickleback)
Lineage: Eukaryota; Metazoa; Chordata; Actinopteri; Perciformes; Gasterosteidae
Gene: lhfpl4b
Product: LHFPL tetraspan subfamily member 4b
Exons: 7
Coding region: 155-838 (227 amino acids)
Biological process (GO): sensory perception of sound
Cellular component (GO): plasma membrane
Source: RefSeq, a predicted model, not a curated record